Messenger RNA from Doryrhamphus excisus (bluestripe pipefish), 1655 nucleotides. Its product is annotated as tumor necrosis factor receptor superfamily member 10B. Gene Ontology annotation, molecular function: protein binding. Gene Ontology annotation, biological process: TRAIL-activated apoptotic signaling pathway; positive regulation of apoptotic process. Gene Ontology annotation, cellular component: plasma membrane; cell surface. NCBI's taxonomy places the organism in Eukaryota, Metazoa, Chordata, Actinopteri, Syngnathiformes, Syngnathidae. The record is from RefSeq and is a predicted model, not a curated record.
UGAUGACGUCACUGGUGGCUUUUCCGCCACCUGUGACUGACUUCGCUACAGUGCUGCAGAAUCCACCCUUUAAACAGCAAGGAAAGUCGUGCCAAGAGUGAGAAGUAAGGCCUCUUCGUGUCUGCCGGGCACUUUACCACGCUCCCCGAAGAAUGACCAGAAUCCUGCAUGUCAUAGUCCCUUUAGUUUUGACUGGCUUGCUCGCAUCCGUUGCCACAUUUCCCCAAGCUGGCUCUGACUUGAGGUACGCCAGGACACGGCGGGGAGUUGUCUGCGGAGACGAGGAGUACUUGAACAACAACAUCUGUUGCUUAAAGUGCUCAGCUGGUACCUACGUAAAGUCAGACUGUACCAAGUCGCAUGAAAAUGGGUCAUGCGAGGUGUGUGCCGAUAAGACGUAUACGGAGCAUGCCAAUGGCCUCAACCAAUGUUUAAAAUGCACAGCGUGUCGCUCAGAUCAGGAAAUUGUGACACAUUGCAAUCGCACUCAGGACACAAAAUGUCAGUGCACAAAUGGAGGAUUCUGUGAUCCCAAAGAAGCAUGUGAGGUGUGCAAGAUUUGUUCAAGCUGUGGAAACGACGAAAUUGUUGUGAGGAACUGCACUGCAACCACCAACACAGAGUGCAAAAAGAUCGAACUGCAGGACGGCUCAGCAAAUGCUGUCUAUAUCAUCCUGGCUGGAAUUCCCAUUUUGUUGGUGGUGGUUUUGGCAAUUUGUUGGAAUAGGUUGAAAUGCAGAGCAGCAGAUUGCCUUGGAAACGGGGUGAAAACUGAACAUGUGCGGGAGACGAGGACGGAGCAAACCCAAAGCGUGCGACGCCCCAGUCGGAUCCUCUCUCAGUCGCUGGUGAGAAUUCAAAACCCAGCCGCUACGGAGGAUGAGUGUCAAGGCUUGUGUGAAAGCAUCAACAGCUCUGCCAGUAACUCCCAGCAAAAUGUAACCGUGCCGCCUACAAUGAGGGAAGCGGAGCCAUUUCCAAAAAUGAUCCCUAAAAAUGGUGUUGAGUCUCUCCGAAUGUGUUUCCAGUAUUUCGAGAAAGUAGACUUCGAUUACCACAGGAAGUUCUUCCGACAGCUUGGCAUGAACGACAACGUGAUCAAAAGCAAUGACCAACUCGGUUACAAUGACAAGAUUCACGAGUUGCUGAACAUUUGGUUGCAGAAAGAGGGCAAAGAAGCGAGCUUAAAUGACCUACUGAAUGCAUUACUGGAAUGUCAGCAGAGGCAUUCAGCUGAGACGAUCAAGGAGAACGCCUUGGAGGACGGUCAUUACAUUUUAGAGAAGUCAUCACAGCCCUAAUUGGAGAAACUUCUUCGUGACUUCGAUGCGUGGUGUCUGACAACAAAAUCCUGAUGACGCUUCAUCAGGCUUAUUUUUGAUAUUUAUUCUGUACAGCAGUGGUCGCCAGCAACCAGGUUACUGGUCAGUGGGCAGAGCUAAACUGAGUAGCAAAACAUAAGCAGACGCUUUAUGAUUUUGUAUUAAUUUAUUUAUUUUUUUGGCAAAUAACUACAUCUAAUGAAAUGUAAUUGUACAGGUUGUCCUAAAGUUCCAAAAGAGUUCCAUUCAUGGAACUUAUACGUAAAUAAACUUCUGGAGUGCAUAUAGACCACCGUAAUAAGAUUAAAUACAAUAGACCCAGGUUCAAUUCCA